UCCUUUGCACAGUCUAUCACAACAAACAAACCUAUAUACCCCGAGCACUUUCCAAUCAGUUCACCGCCUUCUUCCUGUUGGCUCUUCAUCUCCUCCUUCCGUCUUCUUCCUAGGCCCUAGGGUUUACUGAAACUCACAGUUUCUGACAACAAACAGGGAGUGACAAAUUUUUAGUAGCUAUGCCGCAGGGAGAUUACAUAGACCUUCACAGGAAGCGGUAUGGGUACCGACCAGACCACUUCGAGCGAAAGCGCAAGAAGGAGGCUCGUCUCGUCCAUAAGCGUUCUGAGACUGCUCAGAAGGCUCUGGGUAUCAAGGGUAAGAUGUUUGCUAAGAAGCGCUAUGCUGAAAAGGCUCUCAUGAAGAAAACGUUGAUUAUGCAUGAGGAGUCAUCAACUAGGCGCAAGGUGGAUGAUGAUGUUCAUGAAGGCUCUAUUCCCGCAUAUCUGAUCGAUCGUGUCAAAACAACACGUGCGAAAAUUCUGAACAACACCAUUAAGCAAAAGCGGAAGGAGAAAGCUGGGAAAUGGGAAGUCCCACUGCCCAAGGUGAGGCCUGUGGCUGAAGAUGAGAUGUUCAAAAUUCUUAGAUCUGGAAAACGCAAGACCAAGCAAUGGAAGAGGAUGGUCGCAAAAGCUACAUUUGUGGGACCUGGUUUCACGAGGAAACCUCCUAAGUAUGAGCGAUUUAUCCGUCCCAGUGGGUUGCGAUUCACCAAAACUCACGUGACACACCCUGAACUUAAGGCCACUUUUAACCUUGAGAUCAUUGGUGUGAAGAAGAAUCCUAAUGGUCAAAUGUAUACAUCUCUUGGUGUCUUGACCAAGGGAACCAUCAUUGAGGUGAAUGUCAGUGAACUCGGUCUAGUCACACCUGCCGGGAAAGUUGUGUGGGGGAAGUAUGCUCAGGUGACAAAUAAUCCAGAGAACGACGGGUGUGUUAAUGCAGUUCUGCUCGUUUAAGAGGAUCACUUGAUGAACAUCAGUGAAUUGUGGUAAACUGAUGUCGUAUCGUUUAGUGGACCACGAAAUUUUGGGGUCUUGAGCGCAUAUUGUGGCUUGUUCAGAAUAGUUGUUUAUUUCCAAAUUAGUAUCAACGGAGAAGUUUUUUUCCUACUGACCUGGAUGCCUGAAUGUAUUUUGGUUGAGUACACUACAAAAGCAGGCUUGCAAUUAUUUG
This is a messenger RNA of Pyrus x bretschneideri (Chinese white pear), 1179 nucleotides long. Its product is annotated as ribosome biogenesis protein NSA2 homolog. Gene Ontology annotation, biological process: maturation of LSU-rRNA; maturation of 5.8S rRNA. The transcript has 10 exons. Bases 180 to 962 code for a protein of 260 amino acids. NCBI's taxonomy places the organism in Eukaryota, Viridiplantae, Streptophyta, Magnoliopsida, Rosales, Rosaceae. Gene Ontology annotation, cellular component: nucleolus; preribosome, large subunit precursor. The record is from RefSeq and is a predicted model, not a curated record.